Molecule: messenger RNA, 1872 nt
Organism: Gavialis gangeticus (Gharial)
Lineage: Eukaryota; Metazoa; Chordata; Crocodylia; Gavialidae
Gene: IGSF11
Product: immunoglobulin superfamily member 11
Exons: 7
Coding region: 1-1320 (439 amino acids)
Biological process (GO): homophilic cell-cell adhesion
Cellular component (GO): cell-cell junction
Molecular function (GO): ionotropic glutamate receptor binding
Source: RefSeq, a predicted model, not a curated record
AUGAGCCCUCGGGGCGCCGGCGGCGGGGGGCUGUGGGCCGCCCCCUUGGCCGCGCUGCUGUCUCUGCCAGGUCUGGUGAGCUCCCUCGAAGUGUCAGUAAGUUCUGGGAGUAUCCAGGUUGCUCGAGGGCAGACAGUAAUCCUGCCCUGCACCUUUACCACUAGCGCUGCCCUCACAAACCUGAAUGUCAUCUGGAUGGUGAUCCCACUCUCCAACGCCAACCAGCCUGAGCAGGUUAUUCUCUACCAGGGCGGACAGAUCUUUGGUGGUGCACCCCAGUUCUUUGGGCGAGUGGGAUUUGCAGUGACAAUGCCAACCACUAGUGCCUCCAUCUUCAUCAACAACACCCAGCUUUCAGACACUGGCACCUACCAGUGCUUGGUCAACAACCUUCCAGACCGAGGCGGCAGGAACAUUGGAGUGAUUGGACUCACUGUCUUGGUUCCUCCUUCUGCCCCGCUCUGCAGAAUUCAGGGCUCCCUGGACGUCGGCAGUGAUAUCACCCUGACUUGCAGCUCAGAAGAAGGCAUCCCCCGGCCAACAUACCUCUGGGAGAAGUUGAACAACAUUCCCAAGCUGCCUCCGACAGCCACACAAGACCAAGUUCAGGGCACAGUCACCCUCCGAAAUAUCAGCACUGUCUCAUCAGGUCUUUACCAGUGCGUGGCUUCUAAUGCCAUUGGAACCAGCACCUGCCUUCUAGACCUGCAGGUCAUUGCCCCCCAUCCCCGGAGUAUGGGCCUAAUAGCUGGAGCUGUUGCCGCAGGAGCAGUGGUCCUCAUGAUCUGUAUUGUCUUGGUGGCUGUGGCACUGUUUUACUGGAAGAACAAACACAAGGAGGAAGAAGAGGAAGAGAUUCCCAAUGAAAUAAGGGAGGAUGACCUGCCACCCAAAUGUUCUUCAACCACAAAAGCGUUCCAUGCUGAUGCAUCCUCUUCAGAGAAUGACACCCUCACCUCAUCCAACACCUACAACAGCCGAUACUGGAAUGAUCCAAAAGCCAACCAUGCCACGGACUCCUUCACCCGAUUCAGCAACAACAACGAUGCGCGCCAGUCCUUCUCCCGUUCUGGAAGCACCAAUGUCCGCCCUGUCUAUGCCAAUGGAGGUCACCCCUCUCCAGCUCCAACCAAGACACUGGUGGUGACAGCCAACACGGCACCAUCCCCACAAGAAGUGGCCAGGAGCAAUGGCUCAGUCAGUAGGAAGCAGAGGCCUCAGCAUACGCACUCUUAUGCCGUGAGCCAGGCAACACUAGCGCGAAUAGGGGCUGUGCCAGUCAUGGUACCGGCCCAGAGCCGGGCAGGCUCCCUGGUGUAGGAUGUGAGGGUGGGUGUCAGGAAAGCAAGAAACUACUGUAUCAGGUGGGGCCAAGAUCUGGCCAAGAGACCCUCCUCCUCCCUGAAAUGCAAUGAAGGGGGAAGCUCACCUCUCCCUGGUAGCCUCCCCUCUGCCCACUAGACUGUGUAACUUGUCAGUGUGAUGGCCCCUUCCUCGCCACUCUGCCCUGGGGACUUCAGGAUGCUCCUCCAUGCUGGUGGAUCUCACAGAUGUGCCAAGGCCAUGGGGAGGGCCCCAUGGGGUGUCAGCACAGUCACCCGGAUUGCCAGGCCUGCAUUGCAAUGCACUUUGGUCUCUAAUCUCUGCCCGAUGUGGGGUUCAGGAGGGUUUAUUUUUUUGCUGUUUUGCUAUUUUAUUUUCAAGAGGAUGACAGGCUAGGCAGGGGUCUAUGAGGGGAGCAAGGGAAGGCAGGGGCUUCAGAUGGAGGACACAUCAGCCCUGGACGGCAUGCCCUCACCCCUGCCAUCAGCCUCAGGGGAGAUGGUGGAACCAGGGUGACGACUAAAGAGAACAUGGGCCAUAACAGAUCAA